This is a messenger RNA of Radiomyces spectabilis, 1478 nucleotides long. RefSeq names its product D-isomer specific 2-hydroxyacid dehydrogenase. Gene Ontology annotation, cellular component: cytosol. The transcript is spliced from 9 exons. Gene Ontology annotation, molecular function: NAD binding; glyoxylate reductase (NADPH) activity; hydroxypyruvate reductase [NAD(P)H] activity. The record is from RefSeq and is a predicted model, not a curated record. Bases 99 to 1094 code for a protein of 331 amino acids. NCBI's taxonomy places the organism in Eukaryota, Fungi, Mucoromycota, Mucoromycetes, Mucorales, Radiomycetaceae.
UCAGUUUACCAAGCAAUGGGAACUAAGAGACACUUCGGUUCCUUUUCCCUUUCUUUUACCUCUCUUUUCCUAUCUUCCUUUUUGUAUUUGUUUCGGAUAUGGCACCCAAAGUUUUGUGUACCCGUAUUCUUCCGCCGGCUGCACAACGACGGCUCGAAGCCCAGGGGUUUGAUCUUGUGCAAUGGAAGAAGGACACUGCCAUGCCGCGCGAGGAAUUGCUGGCAAACGUCGCCGGUGUGGACGCAGUUAUCUGUCUCUUGAGUGACCAGAUAAACGACGAAUUAUUGGAUCAUGCAGGUCCUCAGCUCAAAACGAUCGCAACAAUGAGCGUUGGAUACGAUCAUAUCGAUGUUGACGCUGUUCGUGCCCGAGGAAUUCACAUUGGUUAUACACCCGAUGUGCUGACAGACGCUACAGCCGAUUUAACCGUGCUAUUGACAUUGGCAGCUGCGCGUCGGAUGAAAGAGGGUAUUCGCGCCGCGGAGAAUGGAGAGUGGGGAGAAUGGCGACCUACCUGGUUAUUAGGAUCUCAAUUCACCGGCAAAACAUUGGGCGUGAUUGGUCUGGGAAGAAUCGGAGAAGCCGUAGCGAAACGUCUUCAGGCAUUCGGUAUUCAGCGCACCUUGUACUGGGGCCGCAAAGAGCGACCCAAUGCGGUGAAUGCUGAGUUUGCUUCUUUGGACGAAUUACUGGCUCAAUCGGACUAUGUGGUCGUGUGUGCUGCUUUGACCCGCGCCACCAAACAUAUGCUAAAUUAUGAUGCCUUCAAAAAGAUGAAGAGAACAGCUGUGUUUGUGAAUACUGCUCGUGGCGGUAUCGUACAGCAAGAUGAUUUGGUUCGUGCUCUGGAAGAGAAUUUGAUCGCUUCGUGUGGUCUUGAUGUGACAACGCCUGAACCGCUUCCCACGGAUCACCGCCUGUAUCAGUUCCCUAACUGUACUAUUCUGCCUCAUAUUGCAAGCGCCACCAUUGAGACAAGAGAAAAAAUGGCGGACAUGUGCGUAGAUAACGUGCUGGCUGGCUUAUCCGGCGCGGCAUUGCCCUUUGCUGUGCCAGAUCAACCAUCUGUGUUGCGCAAGUUCUUCGUUUAUUAAGACAUCCCAGAUGCCGUUAGCAGAUAGUUUUGGUCAAUCAUGGUCGAGGCACGGCAUCAAUUCUAGUUCUUUUAUAUAAAUAUACAACGAUAACGAGGAGCCUAGAUGGAAGUAAUGCAGCUGCCAAAAAAUCGUCGAAUAAUUUCGCGACCAUAGGGAAUAUAGCUGGCUCUAAAAUGCAAUGGAUAUCAGAUGUCUAUAUCCUCUUUCAUAGUUACGAGAUUAUACUUACGAGUACCACACCAAUGCGCAAAACUGAAUAAUCACCAACACGAUAGACAGCACGAAAUUGUGAAGCUAAUGAUAAACGAAGCAAAUUUGAGCUGUGUGAUUCAAGAGUAAUUGAUUCAGCGAUACUUACCAAUAUAGAGAGAACAAGUGUCA